AUGACAGACAAUAUCGACUGGAAAAAGUAUGUUGAAAAUCUUAAGGAAACCUUCGAUUAUGAAUAUGUGAAUCAUGCCUACAAUGACGACAGCAAUGACUCCAGUGAUGGUAAGGAUGAUGACGGGAAUGAUAGCGACAGCAAUGACAGUGAUAGCAACUCAGGAAAAGGUGAUGACGACAAUGAUGAUGAUGAUGACGAUGUGAGUUUAAAGGAAGUGGGUUAUUCCGAUGGGGAAGAACAAGAUCACGUUAGAGAGAGCCAGCCGAGGCCGGAAUGGCUCAUUCAGUUGCGGCGAAUUACGUCUGAUUCGCUUACAUGUGGUUUUGCAUUUUCUGACGCGGAGGGAAGACUGUGCGUCGCGGCCGCAGGUAAGCUGUUGCCGUUGCGGGUGUAUUAUUAUGACGGAGCAAGGCUUGAGUUAAGGUUCUACACGUUGCACACGGGCCGUAUGGUGAAGAGGGCAAGACCGCCAAAAAUCAUGUGUUCUGGGCACCUGGAUCACAUGGGCGGCAUGGAUGCUUUGUACGCGGUUGACCAAAAGGGAAAGGUGCGUGUAUACUUAAUGGUAGAACUUGCCCGACAGGCUGAGGAAACCGAGCGAAGUAGAGGUCCCAUUGUCACGUUCCAAGGCACUAACAAUGGAACGUGUCCUAAUAUUUUUCGAGUGCUGUCAGAUAGGUUUCAUGAGGAUGUUUUGGGCCUCAAUCAGGAACAUGGCGAAGACAGUGAUGAUGGCGAAGACAGUGACCAAGACGCUGACGACAGCGACGAGGAGACGCAGGACAGUGAUGAGAACGGUGAUGGUCCCGGUUCGAAAUCAGGCACUGUCGUUGAAGGGACCUCUGAGUAUGAGCUGCGACCGGAGGACACGAACGAUGAUAUUGGGUUCGUGGUGGCCGAGGAAGGGGAUGUUCUUCUGACGGAGAAGGAAGACCGUUAUUUGAGCGGUGGAGACAACCACGCCUGGUUCUUUGCCGUAGGUGACGCCAAAGGUGGUUGUUUUGUGCUUAGGCUGGACAUGUACCCGGGCACUGCCGAGUAUGACGAACGUGUUCGUCGGUUCCAGACUGAACGCGUUAAGGAGCUGUACGAACGAACGAAACGCGCCCGACGAAUGAAGAUCCACGUUGACUACGUCAUCGGCCAAUUAAUCGACACAUCGCCCUUGGACCGAGGAGACCAGGAGAAACAUGACAAAUUUCGAGCAUCAUUAAAGAUACAAGUAACAGAUACCUUCAAACUCAUCCCCGGUGCAAUCUCCAGCAUGGAGUAUGAUGAUGGGAAGAUGGUAUUGGCGGGUCUCGACAGGAGAUUAUAUAUACACAAAAAAACUGGAGCCACUUGGUUUAGGACACACAAGAUCAAUCUCAAAGGCAAAUUGACCUCGGUCGUUACGUCCGUCUAG
Molecule: messenger RNA, 1407 nt
Organism: Gregarina niphandrodes
Lineage: Eukaryota; Apicomplexa; Conoidasida; Eugregarinorida; Gregarinidae
Exons: 1
Coding region: 1-1407 (468 amino acids)
Source: RefSeq, a predicted model, not a curated record